AUGUCUUCGAAAGAUGCCAAGGUGCUGAGGAGCAGACCGAUGGAUGAUUCGGAGGCCAAGUGGGUCGGAUUAAGAGCUAUCGAGUGGGUGGAUCAGGAGGGAAGGGAGAGAAAGUGGGAGAGCGCCGAUAGGAAGACCAGAAAGGGAGAGGUGGAUGGUGAGUCCGAGAUUGCGGUUGCGAUUGCGAUGAGGGUGCAGUGUUGCCCCCUUGAGCAGCGCAUACAUUGAAGUCCUUCUUCGCCCGCGCAUGAGCUGACCCCCCAGCGCUCCUGCUUUGUGGUUCAUCACAUCCUAGCCGUAGCCAUAUGCGCCAUCAUUCAUCGUCCCUCUUCCGAAACUCAUGUCCUUUUGAUCUCGCAGUUCAGACCGCCCGUUGCAGCUUCGGUCAUCGAAAUGCCAGCAGGUCUGGUAGAUGCUGGUGAAGAGGGCGAUGAAGGAGCUCAGAAAGCUGCUCUUAGGGAGUUGGAGGAGGAGACGGGAUACGGCACCACGAAGCAAGGCGGAUCGGUCGAUGUGGUAGAGACCAGCACCAUCAUGGUCAAUGAUCCCGUGAGUAACCUUGGACUCCCCUGCAGCUCAGUCGAUACGAGAAACUGCAUUCUUGCUCGGCGUUGAGUCGGACGAGCUGAAAAAUUGCUCUUAUCAUCAUCCGAUUAGGGGCUCUCUGGCGCGAACAUGAAGCUGUGCGUUGUGCGCAUACAUCUGUCGGACGAUUCGGAAGAGCCGGUAGCCAAGCCAGAAGAAGGCGAAUUCAUCGAAAAGCAUCUCGUCCCAGUCAAGGGCCUCUACAAGACGCUCAAAGGUGAGUCAGAAUUGCCAAACGCGGCACGAGUUGCUUGCCGCAAAGUGGAGAACUGCACAUUCACAGGGCUGACUCAAGGGCCGGCUGCACUCCGUACGUCUGGCAGACUUCCAAGCCAAGGGCUUCGCGGUCGAUGCUAGACUAGCUCACCUUGCUGUGGGUCUGGAGUUGGGUCUGGGUGGACUGGUAAAGGGUAGCAAGAUUUGA
Molecule: messenger RNA, 1009 nt
Organism: Ceraceosorus bombacis
Lineage: Eukaryota; Fungi; Basidiomycota; Exobasidiomycetes; Ceraceosorales; Ceraceosoraceae
Source: the annotation of a GenBank genome assembly